Messenger RNA from Drosophila kikkawai, 749 nucleotides. RefSeq names its product RNA polymerase II subunit RpII15 (gene Polr2I). Gene Ontology annotation, biological process: DNA-templated transcription; transcription initiation at RNA polymerase II promoter; transcription-coupled nucleotide-excision repair. Gene Ontology annotation, molecular function: nucleic acid binding; zinc ion binding; DNA-directed RNA polymerase activity. The record is from RefSeq and is a predicted model, not a curated record. Lineage: Eukaryota; Metazoa; Arthropoda; Insecta; Diptera; Drosophilidae. Gene Ontology annotation, cellular component: RNA polymerase II, core complex.
AUCGGUGCAGUGACAUCUCCUUCGACUGCUUAUCGAUCUAUCGAUACACUCGGAGCUGCUUGACUCACCUCUAUUCUGCCGUGCCGCUUGUUUUCGCCAAAUCAGUAACUACUAAGCCACAAUGACCACCGCCUUCGACGCCGCACACACGGAGGGCCCCGGCUUCGUGGGCAUCCGCUUCUGCCAGGAGUGCAACAACAUGCUGUACCCCAAGGAGGACAAGGAGAACAAGAUCCUGCUGUACGCGUGCCGGAACUGUGACUACAAACAGGAGGCGGACUCCAACUGCAUCUACGUGAACAAGAUUAUGCACGAGAUCGACGAGCUGACGCACAUUGUGCCCGAUGUGAUUUCGGAUCCGACGCUGCCGCGCACCGAGGACCAUGCCUGUCCCAAGUGCUCCCAUCGGGAGGCGGUCUUCUUCCAGGCGCAGACCCGGCGCGCCGAAGAGGAGAUGAGACUGUAUUAUGUGUGCACCAACCAGAAUUGCACCCACCGCUGGACAGAGUAAUUGUAAUUGUAGCCCUAUUAUUCCCAAAUGGGACGCCGCCGCGUCGAUAGUGAGCCGCAAAGAGGUCUCAUUUGACGCUCAGUAUGUGAUUGGCGCUUCAGUAACAAAAUCAACUUAUUACAGUGGAUAUUGACUUGAAGGAACAAGAUGGGGAUUCAUUUUGUUAUAAUCUUAAAUUUCAGCGAACAAAAUUAGGUUAUUGAAUUCACCCUCUAUGCAUUUGAAAGGUUUAUUUUUU